Messenger RNA from Megalops cyprinoides (Indo-Pacific tarpon), 2066 nucleotides. Its product is annotated as coronin-1C-A-like. The record is from RefSeq and is a predicted model, not a curated record. Gene Ontology annotation, molecular function: actin filament binding. The transcript is spliced from 11 exons. Gene Ontology annotation, biological process: actin filament organization; cell migration. NCBI's taxonomy places the organism in Eukaryota, Metazoa, Chordata, Actinopteri, Elopiformes, Megalopidae. The coding region runs from base 272 to 1861 and encodes 529 amino acids.
GCCUGUUCCCAAAAAACCAAAAUUCCGCCUUAUCUCAUUGGAAAGGGAGAGGAGCUUGUUGGCAACUGAGACCUGCCCAUGGGCUCUGAGCCAACAGAACCCAGAACCAGAGUCCCGUCUCUGGGCCCUAAGGACAGAUACAGAGCCAUUAACAAAACCUUCCUCAGACAGUGUGUGGGAAGGCCUGUUGGAUCAGAACCACCUGGGCACUUUAGAGGCGGGGGAACCCCUGCCUCGCCCUGUCUCUGAGCUCAUUAAAGAGAGGCUGCUGAUGCAGGAGAGGAGCCGGCACCAGGACUGGACCGGGCCAAGCCAGAGCAGAGCUGCUGCAGCACUGGAACAUGGCCAGUCAGUGAAGGUGGCGCUGAUGAAAAAGACCUUUGAUGUUCCCAAAAGGACCACUGAAAAGGAACUGGAGAACCUGCCCAAAAAAAACAUGUUCAGACGAGUCGUGCGGCAGAGUAAAUUCCGCCACGUCUUUGGCCAGGCGGUAAAAAACGACCAGUGCUACGAUGACAUCAGGGUGUCACGCGUCACCUGGGACAGCUCCUUCUGCGCCGUCAACCCCAAGUUCGUCGCCAUCAUCAUCGAGGCCAGCGGGGGCGGAGCCUUCCUGGUCCUGCCUCUGCAUAAGACCGGUCGCAUUGACAAAGCCUACCCAACCGUGUGCGGCCAUACGGGUCCGGUGCUGGACAUCGACUGGUGCCCUCACAAUGACCACGUCAUCGCCAGCGGGUCUGAGGACUGCACAGUCAUGGUGUGGCAGAUUCCUGAGAAUGGUCUGACCAGCCCCCUGUCCGAGGCGGUGGUGGUGUUAGAGGGCCACUCUAAGAGGGUGGGCAUCAUUACAUGGCACCCAACAGCCCGAAACGUCCUCCUUAGUGCAGGCUGUGAUAACCUAAUCAUCAUCUGGAACGUGGGGACAGGUGAGGCCCUGAUUCACCUGGAGGACAUGCAUCCCGAUGUCAUCUUCAGCGCUUGCUGGAACCGCAAUGGCAGCCUCAUCUGCACCGCCUGCAAGGACAAGAAGGUCCGCAUCAUCGACCCGCGCAAGGAGCAGAUCAUCGCGGAGAAGGAUAAGGCUCACGAGGGGGCACGGCCCAUGAGGGCUAUCUUCCUGGCGGAUGGGAACGUUUUCACCACUGGCUUCAGCCGCAUGAGCGAGAGACAGCUCGCCCUCUGGAACCCUAAAAACAUGGACGAGCCCAUUUCAGUCCACGAGAUGGACACUAGCAACGGUGUUCUGCUCCCGUUCUAUGACCCUGACACCAACGUGGUUUACCUUUGCGGCAAGGGUGACAGCAGUAUCCGGUACUUCGAGAUCACGGACGAGGCACCAUUCGUGCACUACCUCAACACCUUCAGCACCAAGGAGCCCCAGAGGGGCAUGGGCUACAUGCCCAAGAGGGGCCUGGAUGUCAACAAGUGCGAGAUUGCAAGGUUUUACAAACUACACGAGAGAAAAUGUGAGCCCAUCAUCAUGACUGUGCCCAGAAAGUCGGACCUGUUCCAGGACGACCUCUACCCCGACACCGCAGGGCCGGACUGGGCACUUGAAGCGGAGGAGUGGUUCCAGGGGAAGAACGGGGACCCCAUCCUCAUCUCCCUCAAGCACGGCUAUGUCCCUGGAAAGAACCGCGACCUCAAGGUGGUCAAGAAGAACGCUCUGGAGAACAAACUGACCAAGAAGGCCGAGAACACAACCCCGGUACACAAGCAGGGGUCCACCACCCCGUCAAUUCAGGGUGAAGGUAGGCUGGAUGACCUCCUUAAAGAGUUGCGAACACUGAGAGACCUGGUGACCAUGCAGGACAGGAGGAUCGCUAAACUGGAGGAGCAGAUGUCCAAGAUCGCCAUCUGAGGCCCCUCCCUCACACUCACACACUAUUCAGGACUAUCCAUUGGCUGGGAGAGGCUUGGGUGGGCAGGGCCAGUCACUGCCAAGCCUGACGACAGCAUUCCGCCUGGAGCCCGCCUAGCAACGAUCCCUAGCAACAUUCCAAGAAGAUUUUUUUUUUCUUGUCUGCCCCCUGUAUACACACACAUGUACACACACAUGCACUAAA